This is a messenger RNA of Callorhinus ursinus (northern fur seal), 339 nucleotides long. RefSeq names its product urocortin 2 (gene UCN2). Gene Ontology annotation, biological process: cellular response to nutrient levels; digestion; hormone-mediated signaling pathway. The record is from RefSeq and is a predicted model, not a curated record. Gene Ontology annotation, cellular component: extracellular region. Lineage: Eukaryota; Metazoa; Chordata; Mammalia; Carnivora; Otariidae. Gene Ontology annotation, molecular function: hormone activity; corticotropin-releasing hormone receptor 2 binding.
AUGACCAGGUGGGCUCUGCUGGUGCCGAUGGUUCUGACAUUGGGCAGGGCCCUGCUUGUCCCUGCAACCCCUCUCCCAGCCUCCCAGGUCCUCCCUCAGAACCCUCCCCAGGCCAUUGCCUGCCCCGUGGCCUCGGACAGCACCUCAGCCAGCACCACAGGCCCCUCCACUGCUUGGGGCCACCCCAGCCCCGGCCCCCGCCCGGGCCCCCGCAUCACCCUCUCGCUGGAUGUCCCCAUUGGCCUCCUGCACAUCUUACUGGAGCAGGCCCGGGCCAGAGCUGCGAGGGAGCAGGCCGCCACCAACGCUCGCAUCCUGGCCCACGUUGGCCGCCGCUGA